Quercus lobata is the source of this 744-nucleotide messenger RNA. RefSeq lists its product as uncharacterized. NCBI's taxonomy places the organism in Eukaryota, Viridiplantae, Streptophyta, Magnoliopsida, Fagales, Fagaceae. The transcript has a single exon. Bases 1 to 744 code for a protein of 247 amino acids. The record is from RefSeq and is a predicted model, not a curated record. Gene Ontology annotation, molecular function: nucleic acid binding; zinc ion binding.
AUGUGUAGAGAUCUCAAAAUCCAGAGUCAAGCCAACAAGAGCAAAGCCAAGUACGAAAUAGGAAAUUUAUGUACUCAAUAUGGCUUACCUUCAAUCAUCCCCAAAAGAAAAUCCAAACAUAGAGGAGAAGAACCCUCUGAGAAACCCCAUAAGAAGAAAACAGCCUCCAAGCAUUAUAGAAAACAGAAGUUCAAGACUGAUGAUUUCUAUAAGAAAGGCAAAUCCAAAGGAAAAUUCAUACCUAAAACAUCGGGAAAGUGUUUUACGUGUGGAAAGAAAGGAAAUUUCCAGAAAGAGUGUAAAGCUAAGGCCAAAACCCUUAUCAAUACCCUCAUCAAUGACCAAACCAGUAAGGAAGAAAUCUUCAAACUCUUAGAACUUGACCACUCAGAAAGUGAGUCUAGUGCAGAAGAGAAAUGCCAGUUGUUUAGGACAUCCUCUGAAACCUCUAGAGUAUCUUCUAGUUCCUUUAGCGGCACAAAUGAAAUCCUAGCUUGCCAAGAUAGUUGUUGUAUAAACAAGACUAUCAGUGUUCUUUCUAAGCAAGAAGAACUGCUCUUAGAUCUCAUAGAACAGAUCGAAGACCCAGUUACUAAAGUUCAAAGGCUUAGUGAGUUCCACAAAACCCAAGUUAAGGAAGCCAGUACAUUCAAACCUAGGAUUCAAGAACCCAAAGUUGAUUUGGAAAAAAUCUACAAUAGGUUUACCAAAUCCAAGAAAGAGUUGACUGUCCAAGAUCUCUAG